AUGUCGGCGGCGGCGGGAGGAGAGGGGGAGACGGUGCGGGCGUCGCACGUCCUCAUCAAGCACCAGGGUUCCCGCCGCAAGGCCUCCUGGAAGGACCCCGACGGCCGUAUCAUCUCCGCCACCACGCGCGCCGACGCCGCCGCGCGCCUCCUUGACCUCCGCAACCAGAUCCUCUCCGGCCAGGCCAACUUCGCCGACCUCGCCGCGCGCCACUCCGACUGCUCCUCCGCGCGACGCGGCGGGGACCUAGGUACCUUUGGGAGGAAGCAGAUGCAGAAACCAUUUGAGGAUGCCACAUAUGCCCUCAAGGUUGGUGAGCUCAGCGAGAUCGUGGACACUGACAGUGGGGUUCACAUCAUCCUGCGGACUGCCUGA
This is a messenger RNA of Miscanthus lutarioriparius, 375 nucleotides long. NCBI's taxonomy places the organism in Eukaryota, Viridiplantae, Streptophyta, Magnoliopsida, Poales, Poaceae. The record is from the annotation of a GenBank genome assembly.